AUGCAAAUUAUGGGAAUUACAGAGGAAGAUGCAAGGCAGAAACACCUGCAGGAGACUCGUACAUGGCGCCAACCCCUCACUCACUCUGGAGAAACGCCCACAAAGGAAGAAGUGCUGAGGCAAAAAGCACAAGCACGUCGCUCUAGGCAGCAGCAGCAGCAGCAGCCAUGGUGUCUCUCCUCAUGGUGGGGCGAGCGGCUCCCCAGGAACCUUUGCCAAGAAUACCUGGUGGUGGUGAGGGAGCGCCUGGCAUCCGUCAAGAACAAGGUGCUGGUGCUGUCUGGCAAGGGAGGCUUGGGCAAGUCCACUGUGAGUGCCAUGCUGGGCCUUACCUUGGCCCUUGAUGACUCCAAGGAGGUGGGGUUCCUUGACAUUGACAUCUGUGGGCCGUCUCAGCCGCGGGUGUUGGGGACAGCAGAGGAGAAGGUCCACUCUUCAGGUGUUGGCUGGUCCCCUGUGUAUGUGUCUGACAAUCUGGCUGUCAUGUCCGUUGGGUUCCUGCUCAACAGUGCAGACGACGCUGUCAUCUGGAAGGGACCCAAGAAAGAUGUGAUUGACGAGGUAGUGUUUAAGCAUGUAGCUGUGGAUGAAGUGGCUCUGCUGGAUGUGAGGAAGGAAAUAACAUUCUGCAGGAAAGUGAACAUUCCCAUCAUUGGCCUGGUGGAGAACAUGACCACCUUUGUGUGCCCCAAGUGUAAGACCAAGACGGCCAUCUUCCCUGCCACUACUGGAUGUGACCCCCAGCUGGCAGAGGAUACUGAGAUGCCACUGCUUGGCCAGCUGCCGCUGGACCCCUGGGUGGCCCAGGCGUGUGAUGAAGGCACCAACAUUCCAACACGAGCCAGAUGCUGCUGUCACUCAGGCAUACAAAGACAUUGCAAACAAAAUCAAGGAGUACUGUGACGCACAGUCCCAAGAAGCCACUUGACCUGCAGCGGUAGCAGCAGCAGCAGCAGCAGUAAUCACCACACUAACCAACACAUUCUACAGAAAAGUCUUGUUAUUCAUGCAGAGGUUUAUUUUACAUUUACUUCUUAAAUCCAUAUUAUUAACAUCAGUCAGUAUUUUCUUUACAAAUUGUGGCAGCCUUAUUCAUCAUUCAUCCUUAAUUUAUGCCAGAAAGUUUGGGUGAGAAUAAAAACUACAUAUUACAACAGUAUCCAACAAAGUAGUUGUUGCCUUGCCAUCUUAAGAUUUAGUGUAAGUUUAAAGAUUUACCUGUG
Molecule: messenger RNA, 1223 nt
Organism: Scylla paramamosain (green mud crab)
Lineage: Eukaryota; Metazoa; Arthropoda; Malacostraca; Decapoda; Portunidae
Product: cytosolic Fe-S cluster assembly factor nubp1-like
Biological process (GO): iron-sulfur cluster assembly
Cellular component (GO): cytosol
Molecular function (GO): ATP binding; ATP-dependent FeS chaperone activity; iron-sulfur cluster binding
Source: RefSeq, a predicted model, not a curated record